This is a messenger RNA of Dovyalis caffra, 3300 nucleotides long. The record is from the annotation of a GenBank genome assembly. Lineage: Eukaryota; Viridiplantae; Streptophyta; Magnoliopsida; Malpighiales; Salicaceae.
AUGGCGGACAACACCACUAAUCAGCAAGACAAAGGCAAAGAGCAAGAGCAAGAGCAAUACGGUGUACUUCUUUACUACAAAUACUCUGAAAUCCUUGAUCUCAAUUCCCUCCUCUCCUUCUACAACUCCAACUGCACCUCCCUCUCUCUUCUGGGCCGUGUCCGCCUCUCUCCCCAUGGUGUCAAUGUCACUGUUGGUGGCAAGUUGUCUUCAUUGGAGAAGCAUAUUGAAGCUGUGAAAGCUAUUAGUUUCUUUGAAGGGACUGAUUUCAAGCUUGCUUCUUGUCAUUUUCCAUUGAAUGAUAAGGUUGCUCAUGAAUGUGGCUUCACUUCUCUCUCCAUUCGCAUUGUCAAGGAAUUAGUUACUUUUAGUCCUUAUCCUGUUUCGAAAGCACCGGAUGUUUCAAAUGCUGGUAGGCAUUUGUCCGCUGUUGAGUUCCAUUCUGUUCUUCAAAAUGCUGGUAAGCUUGCAGAUAAAGAAAGUCUAGCUGAUGAUAAAGGUGUCGUUUUAUUAGAUGCAAGAAACCUGUAUGAGACAAGAAUCGGGAAGUUUGACACGCCAAAUGUGGACACUUUGGAUCCAGGAAUCAGGCAGUAUAGUGAUCUGCCAUCCUGGAUAGAUGAUAAUUCUGAAAAUUUGCGAGGAAAGAAUGUCCUGAUGUAUUGCACUGGAGGAAUCAGGUGUGAGAUGGCAUCGGCCUAUAUUAGGUCGAAAGGUGCUGGAUUUGAAAAUGUAUUUCAGUUGUUUGGUGGAAUACAGCGUUAUUUAGAACAAUUUCCAGAUGGUGGUUUUUUCAAAGGAAAGAAUUUUGUUUUUGAUCACCGGAUUUCUGUUGGGAGCUCAGAUGCAAAUAUCUUGGGAACCUGCCUUCUCUGUGGCUUGUCCUUUGACGAUUACUCUUCGCGAUGUAGAUGCUCAUAUUGUAGAAUGCUUGUUUUGGUCUGUGAUAGUUGUCGAAAGGAGGAAGCUGUUUAUGUUUGUGAGCUAUGCAUGAAACAUGGAAAGGGAGUUGAGUCAAUUGUUAUUGAAAAUGGCAAACCACAAGACAUAUUGCCAAAAGUUGAGCUCAAAACCAUUUCUUCAGAUGCUAUCCUCUUGCCUCAACUGCAUGGGGGACAGGGUGCUAGGCCUCCAAGAAAGCUAAGAAUCUUGUGCUUGCAUGGGUUUCGGCAGAAUGCCUCUGGUUUUAAAGGAAGAACUGGAUCAUUAGCCAAGAAACUUAGAAGCAUUGCUGAGCUUGUCUUUGUUGAUGCACCUCAUGAGUUGCCUUUCAUAUACCAGCCUGCGGUCUCAGAACUAGAGUGCAGAGAUGAAUCAUCGUUUUCAUCACAGCAAAUUCUUCCCCCAACAGUAACUUGCAGGGGAAAGUUUGCAUGGUUGAUAGCACCCGAUUCCGAAGGAAGGAAUGCAACUGAUUGGAAAAAGGCAGAUAGUCCAUUUGAUCCCCUCCAGUAUCAGCGGCAAACUGAAGGGUUUAAUGUAUCGCUAUCGUAUUUGAAGACGGUAUUCUCUCAGGAUGGGCCAUUUGAUGGGAUACUGGGAUUUUCACAAGGAGCAGCGAUGGCUGCUUUACUUUGUGCACAAAAAGAAAGGCUAAAGGGUGAAAUUGAUUUCAGAUUUGCAAUUUUGUGUUCUGGGUUUGCUCUUCCACUUGCAGAGAUUGAACGUGGAUUGAUUAACUGCCCUUCUCUCCAUAUAUAUGGUAGUGUUCCAAGCAAGGACAGGCAGAUUGAAAACAAAACCAGCAGAGAACUUGCUUCAUUAUUCGAAGAUGGCUGCUCAGGUAUUGGUCGCUGCGCUUAUUCUACAAAUAAGGUCCAUGAUAUUGGACAGCCAACUCCUGCAACUCAUCCUCAGUUGCUAAAGGAAGGGGAGAUCACACCAGGCAUAACUACUGAGGAGUACAUCUCAAGAAGGAAAAGGUUGUUGGAGCUUCUUCCGGAGAAGAGUUUGGCUAUCAUUGCAGCUGCUCCUGUAAAGAUGAUGACCGAUGUUGUACCUUACACAUUUCGACAAGAUGCUGACUACUUGUAUAUCACUGGCUGCCAACAACCUGGUGGUGUGGCUGUUUUGGGUCAUGAAUGUGGUUUAUGCAUGUUCAUGCCAGAAGCGACACGUCAUGAUGUUAUUUGGCAAGGGGAAGUUGCAGGUGUAGAUGCAGCAGUAGAGACAUUCAAGGCAGAGAAAGCAUAUCCGAUGAGAAAAUUAUGUGAUAUACUUCCAGAUAUGAUAAAGGGAUCCUCAAAGUUGUUUCACAACAUGCAGACGGCCACACCAACAUAUACAGAAUUGGAUGUUUUUCAAAAGGCAGCUCUGACUGGCAAAGUGAAAGACCUUUCUAGUCUCACCCAUGAGCUGCGGUGGAUAAAAUCACCUGCUGAGCUUAAGUUAAUGAGAGAAGCUGCAUCAAUUGUUUGCCAGGGUCUUUUGCAGACAGUGUUACAUUCCAAGAUGUAUCCUCAUGAGGGCAUGUUAGCAGCAAAAAUUGAAUAUGAAAGCAAGAUGAGAGGUGCCCAGAGGAUGGCAUUCAAUCCUGUGGUUGGUGGUGGCUCUAAUGGUAGUGUUAUACAUUAUUCUCGAAAUGAUAAAAAGAUUAAAAAUGGGGAUCUUGUUUUGAUGGAUGUUGGAUGUGAGUUACAUGGUUACGUCAGUGAUCUCACACGUACCUGGCCACCCUGUGGUAGCUUUUCUUCAGUACAAGAAGAGCUUUACAAUCUUAUACUUGAAACAAACAAGGAAAGCAUGACGCUUUGCCGACCUGGUGUUAGCCUUCGGCAACUACACGACUUUUCGGUUGAGAUGCUGCGUAAAGGAUUUAAGGAGAUUGGAAUUUUGAAAGAUGGUGGAAGCAGUUCCUACCAUCAGCUGAACCCAACUUCAAUAGGUCAUUAUCUAGGGAUGGAUGUCCAUGAUAGCUCUAACAUCAGCUACGAUCGUCUAUUGAAGCCAGGUGUUGUUAUAACAAUUGAACCAGGAGUCUACAUCCCAUCCACUUUUGAUGGUCCUGAUAGGUAUAGAGGUAUCGGGAUAAGGAUCGAGGAUGAAGUCCUAAUUACUGAAACUGGUUAUGAGGUCCUCACUGGCUCCAUGCCAAAAGAAGUUAGACACAUAGAAUCCUUGCUAAACAAUUACAGCCGUGGAAUGGGAAUGGAGGCUCAAAAUAAUACGGAAGCUGCUUCCAGUCAAGAUUCCAACUCAAAACUAAUGCCAAACGAGCAUAGUUGGGAAGCUGUGGGAAAGUUCCAUCAUAAGUUUCUGUUGCAAGGACAAGACGCCAUUAAGAAAUUUCAUGUCAGGUAG